AUGUCACUGAAGCAGAUGGAUGACCCAGACUGGAGGAUCCUUGCCGAGAAUGCGGGGGACAACUACGUCACCGGCAGAAAGGUGGGUGUGGGCGAGAGGUUCCCACGAGCCAGGGAGGUUUUCAGGCCAAAGAAACGCCACAAGGUUUACGCAGACAGUGAGUUUGCGCCGGAAGCGGUGAACUACAAAAGUGCUCAAGAGACAGCAGGCCAGAUCGAAGAGCAGCUCAGAGCCGAGGAGGAGGAGGGUUUCGUCUUCCCGUUGACACUAGCUGAGGCACGCAGGAGGUACGGGGACAAGCUAAGGAUCGCGGCUCUGGGGGCUAUUGUCAAGGAUUCGGGGGAGGUCAGAGUGUUGUUUGAUGCUACACAUUCUGUACAAAUCAAUAACUCGAUACGGAUCGCAGACCGCCUUGAAUUUCCUUCCGCUGCCAGUUUGGCAAUGGUGCAAGAAGCCUCGCGUGAGGAUGAUGAGCGGGUGCUGGUGACAGUUGCUGCUGAUGUGGCUAAAGCACAUCGUAGAUGCUUGUGCAGAGAAACGGACUUUGGAUAUUUGGGCUGCCGCGCUAAGCCUACUCCUGGAGAUGACCCCAACAAGGACACUGUCUGGCUCAACAGAGUAGGGACGUUUGCGCCGCUUUGCACUUUGGCAGGCUGGCUGGGGCCAUCGGCAGAUUUGCAGGCCGGGCGAUGUUGCAGGAACAUGCUUACCAGCUUCUGUUUGCAGAUGACCUCAAGUGGACUGCUGGGGGUUCAUGCAGGUAUUUGGUGCUUCAUAUUCCUGUGGCUGGCUGUGGGCACGCCGUUUUCUUGGCACAAGUUCAGGGGCGGCAUUUCAUUGGACUAUGUGGGGUUCUACUGCGACUACGCUCGGUUUGCAGUGGGGAUCUCUGAGCGGCGGUCAGCGUGGUUUGUGGAAUGGGUUGAUGCUGCAAGGAGAGAUCAAUGGAUAGUCGCCCAGAGGGGGUUUGUGGAAUUUCUUGGGCGGCUGUCGUUUGCCGCGCAGGCGUUGGGCUGGCUUCGACCUUUCUUGGCGCCGCUCUUUGCCUGGUCUGCUGUGCUGUCAGUAGGGAUGACAGCUGCUCUGCCUACACAGGUGAGGCUCACCCUGGUGUUUAUUCAGAGGAUGCUGGUGAGGGGGAACUAUACUGUGUCGUGCUCCUCUCCUGCACAACCUACCGCUCAGGCGUUCAGGACGGAUGCCAAAUGUGCAACAGGCUCUGUUGUGCUGGGAGGCUGGUCAUUGGGCGAUGGGGCAGAUCCUGGCGCUGCCAAAUGGUUCAGUUUGGAACUAUCUCCCACCAUGGCGCCUUGGCUUUUCGGGAAGGACAACGAGUCGAAGAUGAACUCUACGGUGGCUGAGCUUCUGGCAGUCUAUGUGGCUUUGCACUGCUUUGGGUUUUUGGAGUCUGAAGGAUCGGCGCCACGGGUUUUGUCGGUGUGCGGGGGCACUGACAACUUGGCCAUCGACUACCUCAGUCGCAGCCGAUCAACGACACGUUUUCCUUUGGCACUGGUGAACAUGCAGCUGUGGUACAGGCUCUUUUCUGCAAAGGUGUGGUUACAGUGGCGCCCUAGAGGCGAAAAUCAGUUGGCGGACGACCUCACCAACGGGGACUUUGGCUCCUUCUCCAUCGAACGUCGAGUUCCAGUGACUUGGCAAGACAUUGAUGUGGGACUGCUGGAAGAGAUGCUUGAAGCUCAAAGGGAGCUGGAAGAAGCGCUGGUAGAGGCGAGACAAGCUGGCGCUGGACCGAAACAAAAGAUGUCAAAAAGGGCGAAGCUGGAGUCAAAGACCAAAUGGGAAGGAGGCUCUGCUGCUCGUCCCUGA
Effrenium voratum is the source of this 1830-nucleotide messenger RNA. The record is from the annotation of a GenBank genome assembly. NCBI's taxonomy places the organism in Eukaryota, Dinophyceae, Suessiales, Symbiodiniaceae.